This is a messenger RNA of Aphanomyces invadans, 937 nucleotides long. RefSeq lists its product as hypothetical. Lineage: Eukaryota; Oomycota; Saprolegniomycetes; Saprolegniales; Verrucalvaceae. Bases 78 to 878 code for a protein of 266 amino acids. The record is from RefSeq and is a predicted model, not a curated record. The transcript has a single exon. Gene Ontology annotation, molecular function: DNA binding.
AUUUUGCCGCACCCAUUCACCCGACGACCGUCUACUACGACACCAAGUAGUAGACACCACCCAACGAGAGAGCCAUUAUGUUGACCAACAUGACAAGUCACAGCGACACGAGUUCGCCGGUCCAUGGGGACGCGACGUCCGCGUCUGGCAAGGGCACGUGGACCAAGGACGAACACGAGCGCUUUCUCCAAGCCACGGAGCUGUUUCCGCAGGGCCCGUGGAAGAAAAUUGCCGAAAUGGUGCGCACGCGAACGAUUCGGCAGACGCAAACGCACGCCCAAAAGUACCGCGAAAAGCUGGCACGCCAUCACCGCGGUCUGCGCACGCGAUCGUUUGGACAAACCACGCAGCCGCCGCCGCCAUUGCCGACCGGCGGGAUGCACGCGUUGGGUGCCCCGAGGCAUCUGCCGACGCCGUCCACCAAAUCUGGUAGCAGGAAUCCCAUGCUGUUGCCGCCGAGUGGACCAAGCAACUCGUUUCACCACUCGCCCCACCACAACACAUCGUCGAGCCACCUCCGACCGACGCACCACCACAACCACCACUCGAUGGCAUGGGCGCCCCCCCAGCUGCCGCAGCUGCACUCCAACUACUCGCACGAGAACACGCCGUCGUACGCCAACAACUCGGGCCAUCCUCUGCCGUCCCAUUCGUACCACAACGUGUCGCCAUCGUCGUCCAACCUGAAACAAGAGCCACCGCUGAACGGAAACGGCCAAAACUUUUCCCAGUCGAUGCAGUACCUCAUGGACUUUUACGAGCCGGCGAAUGCGCCGCACCCGCACUUCCCCAUCGAGCACAGCACGAACCACACGUACACCGUGUACAACGAUCCCAUCGAUGUGUACCGGCGCCACAACUACCAAGGCGACGCAUAGGACGGCCGGGUUGCCGUGGACCACGUUAGGCUAAUAGAACUCCACCUCCUCCUGAUCCA